UUUUAUUUGAUGUAUCUUUAUCUCUGUCUGCUAAGGAUUUCACUCCUACUCUACUGCUUCUUGUUUCAGAUGUUGACUCUGAUGAUUUGGAGAGAGAACUCAAUGACAUUCUCCAAAAUGAAGAGAUGAUUAUUGACCUUCCUGAUGUUCCUUCAGGCCCAGUGAUCAUUCUCCCCAGCGCCCUACAGAAUGGAAGAUGGACCAGGCUGCUCAUUCUCCAGCAGAUGGAUCAUUCUUGAGGUCUGUUCCAGAGCCAAUGCUACAGUGACAAUACCAAAAGGUUGACUUUUAUGGCUGCUUGUGCCCUACUCACAGGACCUAUGCUGAGGAACCACUAUGACUCUAAUGAACCAACAGAAAGUAGAAAUCAUGCAGAACAUUGCCAAAGUGGAACUGUUAGUUCAUGAGUAUUAGAAGAGGCAUAAGAAAAGGAAGUAAAGGGGAAAUGGAGAUCCUGUGAUAAAGGGCAACGGCUGAAGUCAUCCUACCCAAGGUACAAAGCAGAACUAGCAAACAAAUUAUGCUGGACAGUGGGCGCUGGAUCAGAAAAUCAAAUAACAAAAUCAAAUAACAAAAUCAAAUAACAAAAUCAAAUUACAUCUACAUUCUACAAUGAACACUUUAACGAAAAGACUUUGGAAAUGUAUUUCUUAUUGCUUUCCAUUUCGUAAAAAGAAACCUAAUGACAAUGCUGUUGAAGAAAUUGAGAUCAAACAGGAAUCACUAGAAAAACAACCUAUUGAAGCUAAUAGUGAAAGAGAAACGAGUUAUGAAGUAAAUAGUGAAAGAGAAACAACUAUUGAAGCUAAUAGUGAAAGAGAAACGAGUUAUGAAGUUAAUAGCGAAAGAGAAACAACUAUUGAAGCUAAUAGUGAAAUAGAAACGAGUUAUGAAGUUAAUAGCGAAAGAGAAACAACUGUUGAAGCUAAGAGGAAAAGAGAAACUACUACUAAAGCUCAUAGGAAAAGAAAGGCGGCUAACAAAUCUAAUAGUACAAGAAAAACUGCUAAGAAGCCUAAUGAUGCAGUUUCACCUGAACGGGAUAAAUUGUACUGUGACGAAUGUGUAUCCAGACAGAAGAUAUGCUUCGAAGACCAGGUUAAAACAUCAAUUGCGAAAAAGAAAGUUUUCUGGACUGACUUUAAAAGAUCCAAUGACUUCGAGAGAGGCCUAUUAAGUAGAGGAUGGGUGAAGAAAAUUGCCCCCACCUUCAAUGCUGGUCCCAAGAAAACUGUAUUUCGUGACCCAACAUAUGGACAUAAGAUUAUAAGUCGUUAUGACAUACAACCCAACCUCAUCCUGACACGUAAAAGAGUUGAACUCCAUCUUCUGAGAGAGGAUCAGAUAACCAAUCACUUUUGCAGAGUGCACGCCACAAGCAAGAGUGGUCUGUGCAAAGUAUUAAGGCAAUGGUGUUUGUCGUGUGAUGCGAAUCCACACACUUUCUUCCCUCGUUGCUACAUGUUUAGUAAGAUAAAUGAAAAACAAGCAUUCAUUGAUGACUUUACCAUGACUGCGGCUUGUGGUAUCCUAAAAUGGGUUUUGAGAACCAAUGGGAAGUCUUUGCAAGAUGAAGUUAUUCCCAGCCGGAAAGAAAAGGAAGAAAAAACGGCUAUUUGCAUGUCAGAUGCUAAAAUAAACAAUCAUGGCCCUGCAAGAAUUGUUCCAGAAGAUAUUAUAGUAACAGCCCUUGUGGUUUGCCAGUUUCAUCUGUACGACUUGACACAUGAGGAUGAAGACGACAUAAUAUGUGCCGGGAUAGUUGAUAGAAAACAUUUCAUAAGUGACUACUAUCAGGUUAUGCAUCAUGGUGCGCACAUACAGAAUUCAGACAAGUAUGUUGAUUACUGCCACCAAUUGUUAUGUAAGCUGAGAAGAGUGAACCCACAACUAGAUAUAGAUGGAGAAAAAAACAUCUGGAUUUCAAAACCAAGAAAUUUAUCUAGAGGAAGAGGGAUACGUUGCAGAAAUGAUCUGAAAGACAUAUGUUCCUUGGGAAGGGAAUGGGUGGUUGAAAAGUACAUAGAGAGGCCACUUCUUGUAUAUGGAACCAAAUUUGAUCUCCGUCAGCAUUUCCUCAUAACGGACUGGUACCCGUUAACUAUCUGGUUCUAUAAGCACAGUUUCCUCCGUUUCUCAUCUCAGCCCUUCACGCUGGAGAGUUUAGAUACCGCCACCCAUGUAUGUAAUUACGCCAUACAGAAAAAAUUAAAGAAUGCACCAAAUCGUCACCCCAACCUGCCUGAAGAAAACAUGUGGCACAGUGACGAAUUCAAAGAGUAUCUUUGUACAAUCGGAAAAGAGCAAGUCUGGGAUUCAAUCAUUAUACCAGGGAUGAAGAAAGCCCUCAUUCAUACAAUGAAGGCCACUCGGGAAAAUGUGAAGUACAGGAAAAACAGUUUUGACCUUUUUGGUUCAGAUUUUCUGUUUGGAGAAAACUUCCAGCCCUGGCUACUUGAGAUACAAUACAAACCUGGCAUAACCAAAGACACGUCAGUGAUGUGGAAAAUUGUUCCACCAAUGGUAGAGGACAUGCUACGUGUGGUGAUUGAUUACAAGGAUGACCCUAACUGUAAUGUGGGAGGAUUUGAACUUAUAUAUAAACAGGCAAAUUAUACUGGAAAUGGGAUUCUCAGUAAAGAAAAAACAUUUAGAGAUCUGAAGAUAACAACCAUCUCUGAUCCAUAACAGGUGGCUAGUGGGAUGAGUCUUGGAGGAAGGAAUAGUCCAACCAACCAUUUCCUUUUGAUGCCUAUUUUUUUCUUUGUUAUACCUUUUUUAAAAUAAAAAUUAUUUCCUUAA
Xenopus laevis (African clawed frog) is the source of this 2802-nucleotide messenger RNA. RefSeq names its product tubulin monoglycylase TTLL3-like. The record is from RefSeq and is a predicted model, not a curated record. The coding region runs from base 613 to 2688 and encodes 691 amino acids. NCBI's taxonomy places the organism in Eukaryota, Metazoa, Chordata, Amphibia, Anura, Pipidae. The transcript is spliced from 19 exons.